AUGUACAAAGGGAAAAGAAAGUACAUUGAAAUUUGGCAGAAAGUUGAAAUUGCUGAAUUUUACAUUCAACACCAAAAUGAGAUGAGCAUGAGAGAUGUUGCUGCAAAGUUUCAUGUCAACUCCUUUAGCUCGAUUUCCGAAUGGGUGAAUAAGCUUGAUGAGUUGAAGAAAUCAGUAAAAUCUGAUAAAAAAUUAAAAUUAGAAAGCUUCACUCAAUUUCCAGAGCUAGAGAAAGAACUAGUUCAUUGGUUUACUGCAAUCCGUGAGCAAGGUAUUCAGGUUCUCAGAUCAACGAUUGAGGAGAAAGCAAAAAGUUUGGCGGCAGAAAUGGGAUUGGCGCGAUUCGGCUGUGGAGAUAAAUGGUGGCAAGGAUUUAGGACCAGAAAUAAUUUAUCUUUCAGAAAAAUCAAUGCCUCAAGCAUUAAGCCAAUCGAAAAAGAGGCAGAACUUGUCAGGCAAUACCUAGAUGAUUUAGCGUCAUUGCUUCCUCAAUUCGUUCCAUCUAACAUUUACAAUUUCGAUGAAACGAGAUUUGAUUGAGAUGUAAAAAGCAAGUUCACUUAUGAUUCAAGGGAACUCAACGAAUUCUAG
Messenger RNA from Blepharisma stoltei, 591 nucleotides. Lineage: Eukaryota; Ciliophora; Heterotrichea; Heterotrichida; Blepharismidae. The record is from the annotation of a GenBank genome assembly.